Molecule: messenger RNA, 4745 nt
Organism: Carassius auratus (goldfish)
Lineage: Eukaryota; Metazoa; Chordata; Actinopteri; Cypriniformes; Cyprinidae
Product: calcium/calmodulin-dependent protein kinase type II subunit beta-like
Exons: 12
Coding region: 458-1462 (334 amino acids)
Biological process (GO): protein phosphorylation
Molecular function (GO): calcium/calmodulin-dependent protein kinase activity; calmodulin binding
Source: RefSeq, a predicted model, not a curated record
CAAGCGUAAAGCAAAGGUAAUUUUGUCUGAUUUAUGCUUAAAACAAUGAAAAAUCCAGUAAAUUGACCUUGUUUUAUGAAUAUUUAUUAGCUAUUCAUUUGCAUGAUAUAAAACAGAAGUCAAUGCUGUAUCUUCAUUCAGUCGGGUAACUGUGUGUGUGUGAUUGCACCCUUCUGCAUGUGCACCAGCGCCAAUCAGUAACCCCUCACUGCUGGACGGGAUGUUUUGGUCAGAUUUGGUGAUUAAUUCUAACAGGUUUGAUUGUGGGCCGGACAGUGCAUACUCGUGAUGUGUGUGUGGACAUGCGCUCCACACGUAGUGUGUUAGACGGCUGUAAUCCUCUGGAUGUGGGGCGGGAGGGAUUUCCCCGGCUGGCUCGGAUGGUUAUGUGACAUGUUUGGCCGAGCAACAUUAGCGCUCCGGUGAUGUUGACUGUUGCUCCCAUCCCAGUGUGCUGAUGUUUGCGCUUUCUCUCUCUCCGUCUACAGCAGCCAAGAGCCUGCUCAACAAGAAGGCCGAUGUCAAGAAACGGAAAUCCAGCUCCACCGUUCAGUACAUGCCGCAGUCAAACAGUGCCAAAAACAGCAUAGUCACCAGUCCCAAAGGAAACGUCCCUUCUCCUGCUCUGGAGCCUCAGACCACUGUUAUCCAUAACCCAGUGGAUGGGAUCAAGGAAUCUUCAGACAGCAGCAACACCACCAUUGAGGAUGAAGACGUCAAAGGGAAAAGCCUAGAUAGCGGUUCAGUAAAAGCCCUUUCUGAAGUCAGCCAAUCAUCUCUGGGCUCCGCCCCCGCCAUCUUCUCCACCAAGCUGACGGACAUCCUUGGCUGCGCCCGUAGGGGCUCGGGACCCUCGGCCGUGCCUAAUAGUGAAGCAGCUGCCCACUCCACACAAUCCCCUCCACAGACCCCCAUCAUGCAGACCCGGUUCACAGAUCUGGUGAGCAGUGUGGGCCGUGCACCUGUCCCGCAACCUCAGACAGAGUCGCCUUCCUCUCGAACCUCAGGCCCCCCUCCCCAAACCUCCUCCCCCCCGCCCCCCUUUGUGUCUGCACAGACACGCAAACAGGAAAUCAUCAAGAUCACGGAGCAGCUGAUAGAAGCCAUCAAUAAUGGGGACUUUGAUGCCUAUGCGAAAAUCUGUGACCCUGGACUGACAUCAUUUGAACCCGAGGCUUUGGGGAACCUGGUUGAGGGAAUGGACUUCCAUAGAUUCUACUUUGAGAACUUGCUUUCUAAGAACAGCAAGCCCAUCCACACCACCAUCCUGAACCCUCACGUGCACCUGAUCGGAGAAGACGCCGCCUGCAUCGCUUACAUCCGCCUCACUCAGUUUGUGGACGGGCAGGGCCGGCCGCGCAGCAGCCAGUCGGAGGAGACUCGCGUGUGGCACCGCCGGGACUCCAAAUGGCAGAACGUUCAUUUCCACUGCUCCGGUGCACCGGCUGCCCCUCUCCAGUGAAGAGCAGCCCUGCAACCGAUCCUAUAGAUGCGAGUGUCUUUCACGGAGGACUGAUAGGACGGCAGCAGAGGUCCAGCGUCGGAGCGCUCCGUAUCCUCCAGCCUUCCAACGCUGGACACAGCCGUCCUCCCCUGCAUGCAAACCCACAGUUAUCUCUCUACCUGCUGGGCUGCUCAACACAGCGUCCAGAACCCCCCUCACCUCUGACUCCGCCCAGCACGCUCCCGACCGAACCUCUUUAUGCCAAGACUCUCCACCGACGCAAGAGCAGCACCACAUAUAUUAAUCUUCUUCGAGAGCGAUCAUAGACUAGAGUUCUAAUAACCCGCACGAUUGCCUUCUUAUCCACGGUCCUUCACGCUCGUCUUCACUGGCCUUAUGCCCCCUGUGCCCAGGUACUCCCAAAUACAUUAGAUCCUGUUUUAAUAAAAAUAUCCUUAUUAUUAUUAUUGUAUUUAUUGCUAUUGUUACUACUAUUGAUUAUAUAUGAUUAUUACUUCCGUCGCGAUUCUAAGUAUUGCUGUUGUUCUUGAGAUUGUAUAUUUGAUGGUCAAAUUACUGAUGUUAUGUUUUAAAACACUUAUUUUUUUUCUCUUUUUUUUUUUUUUUUAAGCAUGGAUUACAUUUUUAAUUUUUUUUGUGUUCAAGUAAUCUGAAGUCUAUUUCGGCAGUGCUGUAUGUGUUCAAGUUCGCGGCUGGCUGUUUAAAGUAAAAGAGCAGCAGCACACACGUGGUUUUAAGGUACAAAACUCAGUAAAUUUUCUCACGAAUAUGGUGGCGAGCAGAUUUUCUGUCACCGUGAUCAGUGUGUGUAUUAUCAGGUCACUCACCAAUCAGAUCCCUUGGCGGCAGCUGACAUCACAUCAUUGAGAAUCACCUCAUAUAUAUAUAUACAUAUAUCUGCAGGUUGCCAAGUUGAAUUUCCUUCAAAAAGAGCUGUUUCUCUUUAAAAUCGGAGCAUAAUCUCAUGUAUUUGGCCCUUGAUGACCAGCAGCUGAUGUGUUCUUAUUGACAAUCAAUGCUGAUCUGGUUUUGUGUGAGUUUUGGUGGUCUGUGAGACUAGGAAUGUCUGUUUGAGCUUGUUUUUUUUCUCUCAAGGGAUCUUGUAAGAUGUUUCGAAAGAGUACAGCAUGUUGUUUUUAAGGGCCUUUAAUUUAAAGAAGCAGCUGAUUUACUGCUGUUCGCUGGCCAAGUGUGUUUGAGAUCUAAAUAGCCAUUCUGGAUCCCUGGGUGAUCAGAAACCUGUGAAUUAUAACGUGCCACAGGAACGUUGCGAUUCACUCGACUCAGGCACCUACAACUAUCGUUCUUUGUUUUCUUUUUGUUCUGUACACGCAGGAACAUUUUAUAUUUAAUUUACGUGGUGUAAUUAAGGCGGUUUUAUUCUUUUGUGUUGUUUUUUUAAAGCGUGUAAGUGUGUGUGUGUGUGUACGUGUGUGUGGUUCUACAAUACAAUGGCACUGAUAUCCUGAAUGUGAAAGCAUCGUCACUAUAUUAAAGUGUUGAAAGCCAUAACGCACAGAGCGAGAUUUUCCAGCGGAUUGUAAGGAUGUUUUUAUAAGCGUUGUCCUUCUGUCUAGCAGAACUGGAAGACAGUCUUAUGUGGAUUGACUAGGGGGCUUCCUGACAACUGGUACUGUUCGUUUUUGUCAAAACUUUUCUCUCCUACUGACCGUGGGCUACCUGAAGUCACAUGACGUUUGUUGAGGCUGCUCAGUGUGUUUUGUUGAUUUUAAAGGAAUAGUUCACCCAAAAAUAAAGCUUUGCUGAAAAUCUACCAUCCAGGCUGUAGAACAGAGUUGUAGAAAUUUAGCAUCACAUCACUUGUUCACCAGUAGAUCCUCUGCAGUGAAUGGGUGCCGUCAGAAUGAGAGUCCUAACAGCUGAUAAAAACAUCACAAUAAUCCACACCACUCCAGUCCAUCAGUGAACAAAUCCAUCAAGAUGUUUUUAACUUCUACCCUUGUUUCCAGCAAUCCAUGAUAUUGUUUUCUCCAGUGAAAAAGUCAUUUUGUAUGUAUCAGAAGUGAAAUAUUCAGAAAUCAAGUACCAUUUACAAGUGAAAACCAUUGUAAACAAAUAUUUGGGUGUAUUUGGAUGUGAGAGGACAACAGAGGAUAGACUCACUCACUGGAGGAAGUGUUAUUAUGCAUUAUGCACUCGUAUUUUAGCCGGAAGCAAUAGAUAAAAAGUACCAACAAUUUUCCAAUUAAAAUGUUAAUUGAUGGACUGGAGUGGUGUGGAUUAUUGUGAUAUUUUUUAUCAGCUGUUUUGACUCUCAUUCUGACGGCACCCAUUCACUGCAGAGUGAACAAGAGAUGAAAUGCUAAAUUUCUCUGAAUCUGUCCUGAUGAUAAAACAAACUCAUCUACAUCUUGGAUGGCCUGAGGGAGAGACCAUUUUUAACAAAAUGUAUUUUUUACAUGAACUAUUCCUUGAAUUUAACUUUGAGAUGUGACUAUCAUGUUCAAUUGAAUGAGAGUUUAAAACUCUGUAAAUGGUGACAAAUACAACAUCUGCAUGUCGAUGAACCAUUGUUGUUAUUUCUUUCUUAUGUGUGUAUAGUAUUGCAGACAAUAAUUGAGAAUAAAACCGUUCAACAAAUAGAUAUCUUGUAAAAACUACCACUGCAUAGUGUUAACUUAUCUUAUAAGUGGAAACUAUUUGCAUGAACGUCAACUUCACAGUAAUACAUUUUGGUGACACUUUUUUUUCCCGUUUAUUUUAUACUGAAUGCUGGUGAUUUGAUCUAUUUUCCGAGCUUUGUAAGUGCAUAUAACUAUUUUUGUCUAAAAAUUAUGAUAAUGACAAUGACUAUCAUGGUAAAACAACUAUUCUGAUUGUAUGGCAUGCUUUUAUAUAGGCAUUUGUUGUUGUUUGAGCAGUGUUGGUUGCACCCAUAGAAAAUGUGAAAAUGGCGUGUUUAUAAGCUUGGGUCAAUCGCAGCGUUUGCCACAAUCACCCUAGGUCACGUUAUGCAUGUGUUUUUAUUAAGGAAUGGAUCUUGCUAUAGCUGCCAGUCUACAAAAGGGACCUCGAAUUAUGUCUGUGUUUAAUGUCAUUUAAUCAACAACCUUCAUUGUGCUUUGCUCAAAUGCUGUCUAAUCCUUUAGGAGGCGCUCUUUACCACAGCAUUCUAGUUCGAAAAAGUGCAGAACGUAACAAGAUCUCCAAGAAUUCACUCAUUUUUCUGCCUAAAAACAGAAAUGCAAUUUUAAUGCACUAACAAAUAAUGAAACCUAAAUAUCGAUUCUGGACCGGAGUUCGCACCCCUGUAUAUACA